This is a messenger RNA of Harmonia axyridis, 2255 nucleotides long. RefSeq lists its product as uncharacterized. The transcript has 3 exons. The coding region runs from base 564 to 1085 and encodes 173 amino acids. The record is from RefSeq and is a predicted model, not a curated record. NCBI's taxonomy places the organism in Eukaryota, Metazoa, Arthropoda, Insecta, Coleoptera, Coccinellidae.
UUUUUAAUAAAUUGAUUAGGCUCAUCUUAUAAAUUAUAAAAUUGACAUUAUCAUCGAUAGAAUCUGUUGUACAGUUAGUUCCUGAAGAAUUCUUAAUUCAUUUUAUAGAUACAAUUUUCAUAGAGAUAAUUCAAGCCUUAACCAUCAUUUUUGGAGAUUAGAAUUAUUCUGGAUGUUUACUAAAAUUUCAGUUCCGCUUCCUUCAACAUAAAAAACUCGAUCAAAUCAAGUGGGUUCUGCAGACAACAUCCAACUUAACAAUUCGUCUUGACCUUCUGGACUUUAAAGGAAACCUGACAUUGCAUAUAUAUGUAUAUGGAAUCUAUUAAUUUAUCUUGUAAUAUUUAAAUAAUUGAUCACCCACGGACCUAGGUAAAUCUCGAGAUUCUGCCUGAGCAGAGGAAAAUUAAGGAUCUUUUCUACGUAGAAGAUUUAAAUCAAUCACGUGACCGACAGUAUAAAGUAACCAUGAAAAAAACAAACAGAGUCUGUCGGUUUUUAACAGUUGAAUAGAGAUUUUUCAAUUGCCGCUGUAGUGUGAUAAUUUCGGUAAUAUUGCAAAAAUGUGGUCUCCAACAACGAUUACGCCCAAUGCAGUGAGUUUUCUUUUGUUGAUAACUUUAGUUAUUGAUGGUGAAACUACUUACGUUCAUGGUUAUCUACCCACCAGAUACUACACACAACCAAGAACAUACUCCGAUAAUAACGUCUACAUCACUGAUAAAUAUGGACAAGUGGUUUCUGUUGAACCCUAUGGAUCAAAAUCAUUUAAGAACUACUAUCCAGAGCCCUACUACUCAAGUAGGUGUCAUAACUGUGUUGCUAGAACAGUCUACGAUCCUGAGCUUUAUACAAGAAAAGUCUACGUAAAAGACCGAUAUGGCAACAGCAUCUUGGUGAACCCUUACCGCUGGAACGAAGAAUACAAAACAAUAUAUUAUCCUUCUUCUAGAAAUAGCAGGUACUAUUCGAGUGGAAGAAGUGUAUCAUCACAUGAAGACUACGUUUACAUCAACGAUAUGUAUGGCAGAACGAGGGCAGUACCAAAAUCGAGUUACUUAUACGAAUAUGCCAAAGGUUACUAACUGUACAACAUUGAACGAAGUUACUUGUAACAACUAACUAUAUGAAUAAUCAUCAGUAAGAUAAGAUCACAUAUUGAGAAUGGUACCUAUAUGUCUUGAUUUUCCAAGUUCAAUUGAUUCAUUCCCUUUCAUAAGAAAAAUUGAGUUGGUAAUCAAAGAGGAAAAUAAUAAGGUUUAAAAAAAAUACCAAAGAAAUUAAUCAAAAUAAUCAUCGAAUAAAAGAUCCACAUUACAUUCAAAAGGUUAUCACAGAAUAAACAUAAUGAUAAUGAAAAAUAAAAACAAUGGUCUUGUUGUUGUUUUUGCGGAAAAUCCUAUAAGUCUUUACCAGUUGAACUUUUUUCUAAAAGUACAUAAUAUUGACGUGUAUGUUUACGGGAAUCUAUAGCACUGCUUUUCUGUUUUUAUAAUCAUGGCUAAAGUUAUUGCCUACUUGAAAAAAUGAGUAGUAACUAGUAAGUAAUGAUAGAAUUGACUAUUACAAAAAAUGUAUCUUGGGUACCUAUGAAAAAUAAAGACAAAAGCAUUAUGGUGGAGAUGUCAUAUCAAAGAUAGAAGUAAGUAUAUGCUGUCUAAGCAAAAGACUGAAAUUAUUUGCAAACUAUCGAACUUUGCCAGAUUCUUCUCAAGUAGAAACUUCUAUGUUCUCAGCCAUACCAAGUGUCAACCCUCCAAUUUUUACCCAAAGAAUUUUUCUAAACCUGUCACAAUUAUGACAGGUCAUAUUUCUUUCAGUUUAGUAUUAUAAAUUACCAAGUUAAAUGGAUUUUAAAGUAUCGAUUUUGGACCAGAUCAAAGAAAACUAUAAACCGUUGCUGCUGCUACUCUCUGGAACGGCUAUAGUGUUCAUCAUAUCCAAAUAUUUCAAGGCGAGGUCAUGCGACAGUGUCGAGAAGGACCCGUCUAGGGAACUGCCUACCGUGGAGGACAUCCAGAAGUUCAUCGAAGAGUUGCCUCUGGAUAUCAGUCAGUUAGAGAACAACCAGGAGGGUCUGAAAGAGCUAAUUGGGGAGCUGUCGGAAAUAAGUGAAGAUGAAGAGUGGAAGGAGCUUGUUGCUAGCCUGCAAAAGUUUUACGAGGAGAGCAGUGCUGUCUAAAUGUAUCAUCAGCAUGCUGUGUCCAUUGAACUAAAUAUUAGCAUGGUGUCAAAUAGAGUCUAACAUAUCAGAA